UGCAACCGGCGGCCUGCACGGCUCGUCAGAGGCAGGAAGAAGAGCGGAUACGCCCCCUCUCCCCCUCCCCGCACCUUCUCCCCCAUUCACCCUCCCCAGCACAUCCUGAGGCACCCACGCCGAGUGGCAAGGCGGUCCGGCGACGUCAAGGUCUUGCGGGGGACACUCGCCGCCUCCCCACGAGAGAGAGCCCGCCUCGCCAGCCCUCCGGCACUGAUCCAUCCCAACGGAGACAGCCUCAACUUGAGAUCGGUCAGGAACCUCAGCUGGGACCAGCAAAGGUGGUGGGAAAGAGCAACAGGGCCAGCGGACGAAGUGGGAAGAAAAGUGGGAACUGGGGGACGAAGACGAGCCGUUCUAGCCUGGGAAGCAGCAAGCGGACUGGCAACCCACCCGCUCCCCGGCGGCAGAGCUGGGGGCCCCCACCCAGCCCAUGGAGCCGCCGGGGUCUGGCUUGGGGGGUGCCGCCAUGCUCACUGUCAUGGAUCCCUCAGUCACUUUGUGGCAGUUCCUUCUGCAAUUGCUGGAACAGCAGAGCAAUGGGCAUCUGAUUGCAUGGACAUCCAAUGAUGGGGAGUUCAAGCUGGUUGAUGCGGAAGAGGUUGCACGACUCUGGGGCCUGCGGAAGAACAAGACCAACAUGAAUUAUGACAAGCUGAGCCGGGCCCUUCGUUAUUACUAUGACAAAAAUAUCAUCCGUAAAGUCAGUGGGCAGAAAUUUGUCUACAAGUUUGUCUCUUACCCAGAACUUUCAAGUAUGGAAGGCAUGAAGGAUGAGGCAGCUACCAAAAAACCUGAGCAGGUCUCAGGUGAGGCCAAAGGGGGUGAAGGAGCAUUUGGUACCUCCAAAGCUCCACGAGGAGGUGGAGGUGCCCCACGUAGCAGUCGAAAUGAAUACAUGCGUUCCGGGCUGUACUCCACUUUCACCAUUCAGUCACUACAGACCCCUUCGCCAGUUGGACGGGCCUCCCGCCAUGAGACAGAGGUCUUGCCUAUGGUGCCUCCCCUCGCUGUUGCUCCCGAGCCAAUGGCCCCCUCUUCCAUGGCCCCAGUGGAGGACCUACCACAACUACAUAUCAGCAUUGAAGAACCAGAGGAGUCUCAAGAGCCCCUGCAGAUUAUAGUGGAGCCCAUUCCUGCACUUGAUGAGAAGGUGCUGGUGAAAGUGGAGGAGAACCUUGACCUUGAUGAAGAGGCAGCUGCUCUGAUGGUUUUAAUGGAUGGUGGAGUGAAGGACGAGGCAGCUCCUUCUGAGAAGUCUUCUCUGGAGAAGGAAUCUGUGGAGGCUGAGCUGCAAGAAGAUGGGGAUAGGCUACUGAAGGAAGAAGCACAGUCUCCCAACUUGGUGUCGGUCUCUCUUGAGGGACAGCCCCAGAAGGGCAAGAAGCCUAAAGUCCUGGAGCUUCCUUCACUGCCAACCCAAGAGAAAGUGAACGCAGCUGUUAACAGCCUCCUGGCACCGGGUGGCACAGGAAGCACCUUGACACCAACCACAGUUAUUUCUUCACAUGCACUGACUCCAGUCCUGCUCACCCCAAGUUCCUUGCCACCCACCAUCCAUUUCUGGAGUACCCUGAGCCCCAUUGCACCACGCAGCCCAGCGAAGCUUUCCUUCCAGUUUCCCAGUAAUUCUAGCUCACAAGUUCACAUCCCGUCACUCAGUGUGGAUGGACUCUCCACUCCUGUAGUCCUUUCUCCUGGUCCCCAGAAGCCAUAACCUUUCCGUUGCAUCACCGUAUUCCCUACUCCUGCCAAAGAACUGGCUUGAGUCUCUUUUCAAGCACUUGGGUCUACUUCUUCAGCUAGACAGCUGUGUGUCCCUUCGUUAACUGGAAGAACCCUUUGAUGAUCAAGCAGCGUCAGCUUGAAGAAUGAAAAUGGCAUAGCAAGCAGAUUCAUCCACUAGUCUCUGAUCUGCCAGAAGUUUCCUUUGAAACCAAAUGACGUUUUGCUGAUAUCAAGCACUUGAUGUGUUGCACUUGCUUCCUGUUGAAAAAUUUCAAGCAGCCCUCAGAUACGUCUGUGAGGGCAAUAAGAAUAUAAGCUUUAUUUGGUCUCCUCUCCAAGAGGCUGCCCGUAUUUGACACUGUUGUGGCAAUAUGGCUUUCCUUUUCUGUCUCCUGUAGUCAGUCUUUUAAUACAGUUUAGCUGAGGGUCCAAGGUCAAGAAGGCUGCCAAUCUUCUACCUUGCAAGAUAAAUCCAGUAUCUCAUUCCAUCCCUAUUUUUUUUUUUU
This is a messenger RNA of Python bivittatus (Burmese python), 2234 nucleotides long. RefSeq names its product ETS transcription factor ELK1 (gene ELK1). NCBI's taxonomy places the organism in Eukaryota, Metazoa, Chordata, Lepidosauria, Squamata, Pythonidae. Gene Ontology annotation, cellular component: nucleus. The record is from RefSeq and is a predicted model, not a curated record. Gene Ontology annotation, molecular function: DNA-binding transcription factor activity, RNA polymerase II-specific; sequence-specific DNA binding. Gene Ontology annotation, biological process: regulation of transcription by RNA polymerase II; cell differentiation.